Protopolystoma xenopodis is the source of this 276-nucleotide messenger RNA. The record is from the annotation of a GenBank genome assembly. Lineage: Eukaryota; Metazoa; Platyhelminthes; Monogenea; Polystomatidea; Polystomatidae.
UAUCGAAACCUGCUAGCUGAACUUUUAACAUCCGUGCGCAAAACUGAGGAAAGCCUUCGAAAACUUCGAGAAGCUCGUCGCCUUGGCUCUAGUGCGACUGCAGCUGGAUUUUCCAACCAAACGGGGUCCCUUGGGACAGUGUCGUCUGAUGAAGACAAGAUUCGACAUCAGAUCUACUUGGACGCCGAUUCUUUCAGUCAAGAAGUAAGCAGCAUAGUUUUUUUAGUCUUGGUACUGUUCGCUACGAAUUAUGUGGAAUCUCGGAUUUUAAGUUGA